AUGACGAGUGAUAUAAUUAUAAAUAAAGCAGAUUUUCAACGUCAUUUAAAUGGUUGUGAACGACGUUUAAAUGAUUUAACCAAUUCACUUCAAUCAAUAGAAAAAUUUGCUCAAAAAUUAUUAAUCAAUAAUAAUGAAAAAGAACAAGAAAUUUAUUUCAAACAAUUAGAUGAAAUAAUACCACAAAUUAAAUUUCUUUAUUCAUCUAUGAUCACAUUAGAUCAAUCAUCAUUUGUCGAAAAUGGAAGAAAACGUAUAGAUUCUUUAAAAAGUAAUCUUGAAAAAAAUCGAAUUAAAUUUGAACAAAUUCAACAAUAUGCUCGAAUUAAAUUUGGUUAUGAAUAUAAAUUAGAUGAUUUUGAAGAAAUGAAUGGUGAACAACAAGAACAAUCAUUAAAAUUAAUCGAGAAAAAAUCUAAUGAUGAACGAAUUGAAUUAGAUGUUAUUAAAGAACAUACAGUUAUUGUUAAUGGUUUAGAAAAAGAUAUAAGUGAAUUACAUGGAGCAUUUAUUGAUAUUAAUCGUCUUAUACAUGAACAAGGAGCAAUGGUUGAUACUAUUGAACAUGCAUUAACAACUACAGAUGUAAUCGUACAUGAAGCAAAAGAAGCUAUUCAAACAGCUGUUGAUGUUAAAAAACGUUCGUCGCGUAAAAAAUGGAUUUUGAUUUUUGUUCUUAUUUCUAUUUUAAUUAUUAUUAUAGUUAUAUUGUGUGUUAUAUAUAAAGUUACUCCUCCUAUUGGUUAA
This is a messenger RNA of Adineta steineri, 747 nucleotides long. Lineage: Eukaryota; Metazoa; Rotifera; Eurotatoria; Adinetida; Adinetidae. The record is from the annotation of a GenBank genome assembly.